Molecule: messenger RNA, 1402 nt
Organism: Parus major (Great Tit)
Lineage: Eukaryota; Metazoa; Chordata; Aves; Passeriformes; Paridae
Gene: PTMS
Product: parathymosin
Exons: 5
Coding region: 195-512 (105 amino acids)
Biological process (GO): positive regulation of transcription by RNA polymerase II; negative regulation of apoptotic process
Cellular component (GO): nucleus
Molecular function (GO): histone binding
Source: RefSeq, a predicted model, not a curated record
UAAAUCCCCUGCCCCGGCGGAUCCCCCCACCGCGGGAGACCCUGGUACUUUGGCCCCCGGGGCGGGAUCCUGCCGCCGCCUACGGACCGCUGGGACUUCGCGCUCCCGCCGCUGACCCCUCCUCGCUCUCGCUCUCCCUUCCCUCCCUCGCACGGUUCCCACCGGCCUCUUCCCUUCGCAACCGGGGGGCCAGGAUGUCGGAAAAACGCGUCGAGGAGGCACCGGCGGAGCUGAGCGCUAAGGAAAGGAAAGAAAAGAAGGAAAAGAUCGAAGAGAAAGCGGUCCACAAAGAAAAGAAGAAGGAGAUAGUAGAGGAUGAGGAGAAUGGAGCUGAUGAGGAUGAUGAAGAGAAUCCUGAUGAUGUGGAUGAAGAAGAAGGUGGUGAUGAGGAUGAAGAAGCAGAUGAGAAUGGGCAAGAGCAAGAUGGCCAUGCAGAGAAACGAUCUGCAGAGGAGGAGGAGGAUGAAGUGGAUCCAAAGAGACAGAAGACAGAAAAUGGCUCUUCAGCUUGAGUCCUCCCCUCCCAUUUCCCCUGUUCCGUCCAUCUCUCCUCCUCCAUUCCAGCCUGUGCUUGCACUGCCCGUUAGCCUCUGGCUUCACACAAUCUCAGAUGAGGAAAGAUUAGAAAUGCUCUCAAAUGGGGAAGACAGCAGUUCCCUUCUCACUCAAAGACCUAACCCGUCCAUGACAUUGCCCAGCUGAAAUUAUCCCGGUCCCCUGCAUCCCUUCACUGCGCCCCACUUACCAGUGCUCCUCUUCCCUCAAGAAUCUCAUGGUUUCCUGGGCACACGACCUCGCCAGGCGCUUCACGUGGCAAAGCACCUCCCGUCCCCUUGUCACCUGCCUGCCUGUUCUUGGCACUGGUAUGAGAUUCUUGAGAGCUCCUGCUCCCCAGCCCUGCUGCCAGAGCUCCUCCCUGAGCCAGGGGGUGCGGGCACAGAUCUCAUGGUGCGUUCCCCGGUCCUAAGGCCUCUUCUCAUCCACUUUCCCGCUGAACCCUGAGAGACAAAGAAUAUUACGAGCAAAUAAUGGUUCUAUUAAGCGACACACGGAGACAGGAUUUAUUUUAAGCUUUUCUUUUUUUUCCAAGUUUACAUGACAGCAAGCUGGCCCUCGUGAAUUUUUUGGAAGAUAAGGGUUGCUUUUAUAUAUGAAUUUCAUCUGAGCUGUGUAUUUUUUUAAUUUGAGGCUUUUUUAAAACAAAUCAAGAGAGAAACAAUUGGGGACCAAACUUUGAUUUCCAUUUUUUCCCUUCAGAUUUUCUUGUGACCAUUUUUUGUAAAUUAAAGGCAAUAUAGCCACAGCGUUUUCUAUGGCACAGACAUCACGAGGAUGAUAGAUAUAAAUAUAUAUAUUGUUUUCAACAAGCACUGUAAAUAAAAGCGUUUAAAAAUAUUUCAAA